GCACACAGCAGCGUCUCUGCACGCCGUCCUAACCGGGGCUGGAAAGGGGGCUUGCCUGCUUGCCUGCUUGCCAGGACAGGACGGGAGCGCAAUCUAUGCUACACACCAUGGCGCCCUCCAGCGCCCUUCCGCCGUCUUCUGCACCGCCCGAGACGGCCACUACCUCGUUCCUCCUUGCCAAUUUGCAUUGUCCCACCUGCGUUUCUACUAUAAAGGAGGCCCUGCACUCGUCAUGUCGAGGCCAUAUCAGAUGGGUUUCGCCAAACGUUGUCACUUCCGUGGUGACUGUAGAACACGACCCCGCCGCCUCGCUCAAGGAGAUGCACAAGGCCCUAGAAGAAAGCGGGUUUGAAGUAUGUGGUGUGACUACGACAUCCGCCGCCGACAUGUCAGGUCUUGAGCUCGAGGACGCCGAUAUACCUGCGAGCCAGAGCCCCGCCGAGGGCAGCGGCAGCGGCAGCGGUACCGGCCAUACUGCCGGUCGCUCGCCGUCGGCUUUCGCAAGGUGGAUGGCGUCUCCGAAACGGGGUCCCAAGUCCCAGCCCUCAAAGUCCCAGAAAGCUCAGCUUCAUCUCCUAAACUGCCAGCAGUGUCGCAGCAGCACACGUGGCCCCGAGCUGGACGAGAAGCAGCUCCACGAAAUCACGUCACACUUAUCUGGUCUAACGUUGGACAAGUCCACCAAGUCGGAGCCGCCGACCACAUUGUCAUCCAAGUCCUUCGUCAUCAUCGGGAAUGAUGAGCCGAGCCUCUCGGAACAGCAACCUCUAUGGAGGGCCACGCUAGCCAUCGGAGGGAUGACGUGUGCCGCGUGUGUGAACAUCAUCACCAGCGAACUCAGCAAACGCGACUUCAUCUCCAACGUCGUCGUCAACCUAGUCAACAACAGCGCGGCCGUCAACUUGACGAACAAGCAAAAGGCCGACGACCUGGUCGAGGCGAUCGAAAAUCUCGGGUAUGAGGCGACCCUCGACACCGUGGUCGACCUCAACCAGCGCAAACCCAAACCGCAAGAAAACUCCGACACGUGGCGAGCGACAUUGGCCAUUGGGGGUAUGACGUGUGCAGCCUGCGCAAACAACAUCACCAAGGAGAUGAAGAAGAGGGACUGGGUCAGAGACAUCACGGUCAACCUCCUCUCCAACAGUGCCACAAUAGAGUUUCAGGGCGAGACUAACGCGGAAAAGCUGGUCGAGGCCAUUGAGGACUUGGGGUAUGACGGGGCGAUCGACACCGUCGUCAGCAUCACCCAGGAGGCGCAGGAGGCGCAGGAGGUGCAUGAGCGGACGGUGGAGAUCAGGGUGGACGGGCUCUACUGCGAGCACUGCCCGUCACGCGUAGCAAACAGCCUCGCCGGGUUCCGGCAGCAGCUGGCCGUCAUCACGGAGCCCACUCGUCAGCGUCCUAUUGUCAAGGUCUCGUACGUACCAGAGGCUCCCGCUUUCACCAUCCGCCAGAUACUGGCCGCCAUCGAGGCGAGCGACCCGGAGUUCAAGGCGUCCAUAUUCUACCCGCCAACGCUCGAGCAGCGGUCCAAGCUCAUCCAGCGCAAGCAUCAGAAGCAGGUCCUCUGGCGCACCGUCUUCACCGGGCUCGUCUGCAUCCCGAGCUUUGUCAUUGGGAUUCUGUUCAUGAGCCUGCUCCCCGACAGCGAAUCCAAGAUGUACAUGAUGAUGCCGUGGACGUCGGGCAUCAGCCGGGCGCAGAUGGCACUGUUCAUCAUGGCCACGCCCGUCUACUUCUUCGCCGCCGACCUCUUCCACGUGCGCGCGUUCAAGGAGAUCAGGACCCUGUGGAGGCGCGGCAGUAGGGUACCGUUCUUCCAGCGGUUCUACCGCUUCGGCAGCAUGAACACGCUCAUGUCGCUCGGCACCACUGUUGCCUACAUCUCGUCGGUGAGCCAGCUGAUCGCAGCGGCGGUGGAGCAGCCCUCGACGAUCAGCGACACGAACUUCUACUUCGACUCUGUCGUGUUUUUGACCUUCUUCCUGCUGCUAGGAAGGUUGAUUGAGAGCUACAGCAAGUCGAGGACCGGCGACGCCGUAGAGAUGCUCGGCAAACUCCGCCCCACUACGGCGAUUCUCGUAGACGGGUACGGGUCCGGGAAGGAGGAGGACGUCGUAGUCCAGGCCGACUUGCUCGAUUUCGGCGACGUCGUGCGCGUCCAGCAUGGCGCCUCGCCGCCGUCAGAUGGCACGGUCGUCCAGGGCGAGAGUAACUUUGACGAAUCCAGCCUGACGGGCGAGUCUCGCCUGGUGAAGAAGGCGCCUGGCGACGAGGUGUUCUCGGGAACGGUCAACAAGGACGCCUCUCUCUUGGUGCGCAUCACCGGCACGGCUGGCCAGUCGCUGCUGGACAAAAUCGUGAGCGUCGUCCGCGAGGGCCAGACCAAGCGAGCGCCCAUGGAGCACGUUGCUGACCUCUUGACAACGUAUUUUGUUCCCGUCGUUACGCUCAUCGCGAUUUUAACAUGGAUCAUCUGGCUAUCCAUGGGCUUGAGCGGGCGGAUCCCAGGCCAUUUCCUGUUCACUACCUCUGGCGGCUGGGUAGCCUUUUCCCUGCAGUUUGCGAUUGCCGUCUUCGUCGUGGCGUGUCCUUGUGGCCUUGCUCUCGCGGCACCCACGGCCAUCUUCGUGGGUGGCGGAAUUGCAGCGAAACAUGGCAUUCUAGCCAAGGGCGGAGGCGAGGCCUUCGAAAAGGCGAGCCGGAUCGACUGCGUUGUCUUCGACAAGACCGGGACGCUGACAGUGGGAGGGGAGCCCAGCAUCACAAAUUCGGAGACGUACCGAAGCGACGACGGCCAAGAGAAAGAUGCUGGGACAGUGUGGGAAACCGUCCUAGCGGUGCUCAGGGCAGUAGAGGAAAACAGCAGCCACCCAGUUGCCAAGGCGAUCGUGGCAUUUUGCACAAGGGAAAUGUCUUCAAGAGUUCAGAUCGAGAACGUACAGGAAAUCCCAGGCAAAGGGCUCAAAGGGACCUACAAAGGAGCCACUCCAGAGGAAUCUUUUGAGCUCGCCGUCGGCAAUGAAGCGUUUAUGGACGACGUCUCGGCCGCUAUUCCGCCACAGUCAAGCAUCGGAACGUGGAAGCACGAGGCAAAGUCUGUGGCACUCGUGGCGACUCGGCCUGUUCACGGCCCUCGCUCCGCUGACUGGGGAGUUGUUGCUGCACUCGCGAUCUCCGACCCCAUCAGGCCAGAGGCGCCGCCGAUCAUCCAAGCGCUCCAGGCCAGAGGCACCCGGGUGUGGAUGCUUUCGGGCGACAACCCCGUCACGGCGGCCGCCGUAGCAAAGCAGCUCGGCAUCUCGUCGGACCAAGUCAUCGCCGGCGUGUUGCCGACGGAGAAGGCGGCCAAGAUCAAGUACCUGCAGUCGACGCUCAAGGCGCGCACCGGCGCCAAGACCGAGUCGAGCACGCGCCGCGCCUUCGUGGCCAUGGUCGGCGACGGCAUCAACGACAGCCCGGCGCUAGCGACGGCCGACGUAGGCGUGGCGAUCGGCUCCGGCUCCGACGUGGCCAUCAGCAGCGCCGAUUUUGUUCUUGUCAAGAGCGACCUACGCGCCGUGGUCACGCUGCUCGACCUCUCUGCCACCGUGUUCCGCCGCAUCAAGUUCAACUUUGGCUGGGCGCUCGUCUACAACUGCCUCGCCGUCCCCGUGGCCGCCGGUGCGUUCUAUCCCAUCACCAGCAACGGCAACCACGUGCGGCUCGACCCCGUGUGGGCCAGUCUCGCCAUGGCCCUCAGCAGCAUCAGCGUCGUGCUGAGCUCGCUAGCGCUGCGGACCCGUCUGCUGGGGUUCCGGGAGAGGCGCAUCGCGGUUCCCGGCAGCAAUGUGUCGGGACCCGUAGCGACAGCCGAGACGGUUGUUGUCAAAUCUUAGGCUAACUGAGCGAGAAUGGACUGAGAUGUUGUGGAGGCUCACAGACUAUUCUUUGCAGGAAAUUUUGGAGUCUAUAAUGGUUGCUGUCGUUUCGUGUAGAUACCCCUAUUCUAUAAUCUCGGGCUCUUUCGUUUUAGCUGUCAGGUAGCAAUCAAAUUAACUAGGUCUAGAAAUCUGUAGCUAGU
Lasiosphaeria miniovina is the source of this 4066-nucleotide messenger RNA. Its product is annotated as ATPase, P type cation/copper-transporter. Gene Ontology annotation, molecular function: copper ion binding; ATP hydrolysis activity; P-type divalent copper transporter activity. Gene Ontology annotation, biological process: monoatomic cation transport; copper ion homeostasis. The transcript has a single exon. Gene Ontology annotation, cellular component: membrane. Lineage: Eukaryota; Fungi; Ascomycota; Sordariomycetes; Sordariales; Lasiosphaeriaceae. The record is from RefSeq and is a predicted model, not a curated record. Bases 96 to 3881 code for a protein of 1261 amino acids.